Alligator mississippiensis (American alligator) is the source of this 4815-nucleotide messenger RNA. It is a transcript of the gene DHRS7B, whose product is annotated as dehydrogenase/reductase 7B. Gene Ontology annotation, molecular function: oxidoreductase activity. Lineage: Eukaryota; Metazoa; Chordata; Crocodylia; Alligatoridae. The coding region runs from base 2572 to 3669 and encodes 365 amino acids. Gene Ontology annotation, cellular component: membrane. The record is from RefSeq and is a predicted model, not a curated record. The transcript is spliced from 9 exons.
GGUACCAGUUGCCCAUGCCGCUGGGGAAUGGAUGUGGAUCUGGCCAGAUCUGUUGACUUAUCGUAUUAGAAUGAGUUGGGAAAAUUAAAGGGACUGACUAACUUGUGUCUUUAGGUGUGACAUUUGAAGAGGUUUGGGUUGUAGCCGUGUUGGUCUAAGGACAUUUGAAGAGCGUAUUUGUGAAUUGUGACUGCAGGAUCUCAGUGGGGAUGGGUUCUUUAGCUACAAAAAGGGAAAACGGGCUACUAGGAAUAGACUAUUGUGAAUAACGGAGUAUUCCUAGAUUUCAUAGACUUUUAGGGUCGGAAGGGACCUCAGUAGAUCAUCGAGUCCGACCCCCUGCCCUGGGCAGGAAAGAGUGCUGGGGUCAAAUGACCCCAGCCAGGUGCUUCUCUACAUCAGUGGUUCCCAACCUCUGACAAAUUGCACACCACCAAUUUAAAAUGAUGCAACCUUAAGUACCACCAACAAAUGUUUCAGUUCAGCCUUAAGUACCAGAAGUAAAUUUCUGUCAUGGAAAGUAACUAUAAUAAAUCUGUUAAUGUGUACCACUGACAGAUUGUCUGUGUACCACAGAUUGGGACCCCCUGCUCUACAUGUAAAGGUCCUAGUCCAGCCUGGAUCCCAUUGUGUGAGGUGCUGUAAAGUUAUUAAGGAAGAGCCACUCCCAAUUUUGAAGAACUUCAAGUCGGAACAUGUCUUCAGAAAGGAACUUCUUUCUACUGCUAACGUUUGCAAAUAUCCUACCAAACCAAUAUCAGCACAUGCAGUUGUUUUGCAAGGUGUUGUUUUAAAUUUGGAGUUUAAUUAUGCUGUAUCGUAAAUCUGGAGGCAACCUGAAUUACAGCGUUGCUGGCAACACCUGUACUGCAUGCUAUGCAAGCUGCUUGCAAACAGCUUCUGCCUCUUCCUCCCUGCCUUUGCAUGGUGCUGCUGCAAGGCAAACUGGGUUGACUGUGUAGGCAGUCAUUGAAGAUAAGUUGGUGGAGAGUUUGAAUUGCAUGUCCUGGUUUCUCUGCUGGAAACUUCUUACUUCCUGGGCAAGUUAUUCCUAGUAAUCUACUGCUGUCAGUUCUCAUAUGCCUCCCACACACUUGCUUUUGGGUGGAGACUGUGUAGGUGAGGCCUGCUUGCAUGGUCUCUUUUAGCUCCAGGUCAGGGAUGGGUGUACAGGUUCUGGCAAGCAAAAUUUGGAAAAAGUUGAUGUAGUAGAAACAAAGUUUUGAGGUUAUGGAUGGGAGAGGUACUGGGAUAAGGGCACUGUUAACCUCCAGGUCACCAGGGACAUUCUUUCCAAGUCUGUGGUAGUGACCAAAAGUCAGUGCUCGCUGAUUGCUGUUCAGUAGCCUAGGUGAAAUGAAGUUGCAUCUAAGCCAGAUCUUUGUUAUCAACAUUAGCCAAUAUAAUAAUGUUAGUUAUGGGUGUGGUGUGUGUAGACAGUUCUGUGCCAGAAGAAGUCCUAGUACAGAUGCAUUAGGAGUGCUUCAGCCUGGCAUAGUGUAUUUCUGCUCCAGGGGCCAACAGAAGCUAUCUGGGCCAAAACACUUGCUUUACUGGUUUAAGCUGUGCUUUCAUUAGCCAGGCUCGCUACUCUAGCUGUAUUGCAAGCCUCCUUGAAUGUGGGUCUUGCCUUUGCUUAGGCUGGGGAUAUCUGGUCACAUUGGACAACUGUGAUUUAUUUUUCUUGGUCGUCUUAGUCAAGGGACCAAGUACAGAAUGAGCUGAAGGGGCUGUACUCAUCACAUGGUCCUCUGAAGUAAGGAAGGAUGGCAAGAUGAUGUGUAAGGGUGGAUGGAAAUUGCUCUGCUCGUUUCCAUUCAAUAACUUGCUAUAUGACUAGAGAGAAGUUUAAUUUCCUGGGCUUUCAAGCCAAUUCCUUACACCAUUGUUUGGUUGAUUAGAUAUCAACUUCAUGAGAGCAGGGAGGGGGGGAAGAUCAGAAUUGCCUUGAUUUCCCUGUAAUGUUACAGGUUUUGUUUGAAUUCUUUCAGCAAAACACUUUCCUUGAAUAUUGAAUGCUUUGAUUUUUCUGUUGUUCUGGUUUAUCUGGUGGACUACCCCAGGUACCUCAGCAGGGAGCUGAGGAGGGAGGUUAGAAAUCAAGCACAGGCUUAAGUGAGGGCAGAUGAAAUAUUAAGAACAAUCUGUCCCAUACUCCCAAUCUGGUGACCAGGUCAGGUGCUGAAAACACUGGGUUCGUUCUUUUUUUUCCUUUUCCAUUUUCCUUCCUUUUCUGUCUGACCUGGACAUUAUUUUGAGCUUAUACGAGGCAAUAAGCACAAUGCAGCAAAAGUUCCAAUUAGAACUCAAGGCUUUGGUCAUGUCUGGAAGGUGGGCAGCAUGUUCAAGAUGAGCUUCAGAAGCCUCAAGUGAAUACAACAGACAGCUUAAAAAGGCUGUUCCUGGCACCUUGUGCCCAUGCUGGACCGAGAGCGCCUGCUUGGAUCCCUGCCAUUACCUGAUUUAAAUCAGUCUGCUCAGUGUCAAAAGACUAGAGGGAGACACCAGCACAAGGAGCCACUGCUGGCAAGGGAGCUCUUUCGAAAAGAAAAAUAGACUCUAGAACGACGAAUGGAGUUCCCUAACCUGGAGCCACACGUGCCUGGGGCAAACUGUUCUCCAGUACCAAGAGACCCAGGGUGGACUAAGGUAGUGUCUCUGUUGACCGUGGGACCCAAGACCAUUGUUCCUCGGGCACGGACGUUUACAGGAUGGAGGAACAUUCAGAAAGCGAAGCUCAUGGAUUUCACCAGCACUGUCAUCAUCCCACUGCUUAUUGGCAGUGUGGGUAUCUUUGGCCUCUUCAGGCUGCUGCAGCGCAUGCGAAUGCGAGCCUAUCUGCAGGACGCGGUGGUGGUGAUCACAGGGGCUACGUCUGGCCUGGGGAAAGAGUGUGCCAAGGCUUUCCACAUAGCUGGCUCCAAGCUCGUGCUCUGUGGCAGAAACAGUGAGAGACUCCAGGACUUGGUGCGGGAACUUUCUGCCAUGACCAACCACCCAAAGAACGUGCACAAACCUUACACUGUGGUCUUUGACCUGGCUGACACUAACACCGUUUUAAAUGCUGCUGAAGAGAUUUUGAAGCAUCUGGGUCACGUGGACAUACUGAUCAACAAUGCGGGCAUCAGUUACCGAGGCACGAUCCUGGACACGGGGGUGGACGUGGACAAAAAAGUGAUGGAAACCAACUACUUUGGGCCUGUUGCGUUCACAAAAGCACUUCUACCCUCCAUGAUCAAAAGAAGACAAGGCCACAUUGUGGCAAUCAGCAGUGUUCAAGGCAAAAUAAGCAUUCCUUUCAGAUCAGCAUAUGCAGCCUCUAAGCACGCCACGCAGGCCUUUUUCGAUUGUCUACGAGCAGAGGUGGAGCAGUUUGAAAUCGAUGUGACUGUUGUGAGCCCUGGCUACAUCCAGACUAAUCUCUCUCUCAAUGCCAUCACAGCAGAUGGAUCUCAGUACGGAGUGAUGGACAAGAACACCCUGGAGGGCCAAACGGCUUCAGAGGUGGCUCAAGUGGUUCUUUAUGCAGUGGGACAGAAGAAGAAGGAAGUGCUAGUUGCUGGUUUAAUGCCCUCUCUGGCUGUCUACCUGCGAACGCUCGUCCCCAAGCUCUUCUUCACUUUUAUGGCAUCUAGGGCAAGAAAGGAAAGGAAAGCAAAGGCCUCGUAGAGCUCAGCUUACUCAUGCAGCAACUGUAGGCAAAAGAAGCCAACCCCUGUGACUUGGCGCACACAUCUGUGGAGGAGCUCAGCAGGAAGCAGAUUCUUACAGUUGCUGCAACUUGCCAUCUCAUGGAGCAGUGGUAGCACCAACACACAUGCCACAAGGGGCCCCUGCUGCCAGAGACCAUUGAUUUUAGCCAAAACUCACUGUUCAAGGCAGCUCUUCAACCAGUAACUCUAAGUGCUGAGUCCUAGCGGGCAAGGAUGCUGACCAGAUGCAAAGGGCUAGAUGGCUGAGCAGACCAUUCCUGCACCUUCCCAUUUCGUUCUGCAUUAGCCAUUUAAAGAAGCUCUAGGAAGAAGUCUUCAGUACACUAUCCAGCUUAAUGCACGCAGGCACAGCACAGGCACUGACUGCAUAGCUAUGGAGGACAGCAGCAGCAAAGAGAGGCCACUGACUGUAAAGCCCUCUGACAUCAGUGGUGCCUGGCUCAACUGUGUGCCUUGAACAAGGUAUAUGUCACAGUCCUUUUAGGUGCCAGGCAGCAUGCCUUGUGGUCAGCAGGGGAGAGGACCUGUACAUGCAAGCAAUGGAUGCUAGUGGAGAGACCACCUUUGUCCUUACCUGGGAUCUACUGCCACCAAAUAUGCAGUGUGGAAACGGCAUUCUGGUGGUACAUCUGCAGGGGGGACAGCACCACCAACUACCUCUUUUCCCCUGUGUUUAUGGACACUUCUCCCUUUCCAACACAGGAAGGGGAGAGGACUCUUACACCUGGUCUCUGCCCCUGCAACCCACUCCCUGCCUCCCCAAAUCAACCGCUGGGUAGUAGCAAGGGCAGUCUCUAUCUUAUGCUGAGUGAAAAGGGUCAGUCCAUUCAGGAUCUACCACUGGACAGCGGACAGGACAAGGAGCUGCCUUAUCCUUUGGCUUCCUCAUAAAUAAAACUGAUUACAGAAACCAAGGCCAGUGCAUCCCAUCUUAGUCUCUGCUCUCAGCUGCUGAAUGGGGCUCCCUGCUAGAAUAUCAGGUGUCCAUCCUGCCCCCUCCCAGCUGCCUACCCCUACUCCCUCUAGACUCUGCCAUGUGUGUAGGUCCUGCCUAUGAGCGUGCAUCUAAAACAAAUAAAACUCAGAGGGGUUUGAAGCAAAA